This is a messenger RNA of Nicotiana attenuata, 3451 nucleotides long. RefSeq names its product LRR receptor-like serine/threonine-protein kinase GSO1. NCBI's taxonomy places the organism in Eukaryota, Viridiplantae, Streptophyta, Magnoliopsida, Solanales, Solanaceae. Bases 279 to 3209 code for a protein of 976 amino acids. The record is from RefSeq and is a predicted model, not a curated record. The transcript has a single exon. Gene Ontology annotation, molecular function: protein binding.
AUAAUAACACUAAAAAACUAUUAUUAAACUAAGAAAACUUUUCAUGCUGAUUGUCAUCAACUUUAUUAGAAAGAUGAUUAGGCAGGACUACUUCUAUCAAACUAUUUAAACUCCAAAUUCCUUUUUGCUUUGCCAACUUAGGACACUUGCUAAUUUUCCUCAUAUCUCUCUUAUCAAAUAUAUGAGUUUCAUGCUAAAAACAACUCCACAAAAUCUCUCAUAUAUCAUGCAUUUUUCAAUUUAAGUUCCAAGAUUGUUUUCCAUUCUCAAAUACUGACAUGGGAAACUUUCAUCUUUCUCAUCUUCUGCUUUUCUUGACAACACUUGGUGUUGUUUUAGCUGUUUCUUCACCAGAUGGUCCAUCUGAUUCUUAUUGGCUUUUGAGAAUAAAGUCGAAAUUUGUUGAUCCAUUCGGAGUUCUUGAAAACUGGUCUGAAGGAACAAGUAUAUGUACCUGGAAUGGAGUGGCAUGUUCAAAUGAUCAAUUUCAUAUUGUGAACCUGAAUCUUUCUUCUUCAGGACUAGAAGGUUCAAUAUCUCCAGAAUUCGCGCAUCUCACUUCUCUACGAGUGAUUGAUUUAUCAGACAAUUUUCUUAAUGGAACAAUCCCUCCUGCAUUAGGAGAGCUUCAUAACUUGGAGGAAUUGCUUCUUUUUUCCAAUUUUCUCACAGGUGAGAUUCCUGUAGAGAUUGGUCAUUUGGGAAAGCUGCAAGUUCUUAGAAUUGGAGCCAAUAUGUUGACAGGCCAAUUGAUACCAGAAAUUGGUGACCUGUCCGAGUUGAGAGUCUUGGCUCUUGCUUAUUGCCAGUUCAGUGGAAAGAUACCAAAUGAGAUUGGUAAUCUAAAACAUCUGAAAAAUCUUGACUUGCAGCAAAACAGUCUUACUGGCCCCAUUCCAGAAUCAAUUGGCGGCUGUAAAAAUCUUCAAAAUUUUGCAGCAUCAAACAACAGGAUAAGGGGACAGAUUCCUGCCUCAAUCGGUCAGCUUGAAUCGCUCGAAAUCCUGAACCUGGCCAACAACAGCAUUUCUGGUUCAGUUCCUGUUGAGCUGAGACAUCUUUCCAAUUUGAAGUACUUAAACUUGUUUGGCAAUGAUUUGGAGGGUGAAAUCCCUUUCGAGCUUAACCAGUUGGUUCAGCUUGAGACAUUAGAUUUAUCAAACAACAAUCUUUCAGGAAUCAUAUCUCUUCUCAACACUCAGCUGAAAAAUCUUCAGACUGUAGCUCUCUCUGGAAACUUUUUAACAGGAAGCAUCCCGAGUAACUUCUGUCUCCACGGUUCAAGCUUAAGCCUACUUAUUCUGGCGGAGAAUAAGCUAUCCGGAAACUUCCCCUUGGAGCUACUAAAUUGCACGUCCCUACGACAACUCGAUCUUUCCAGUAACAACUUUGGAGGAAUGCUGCCACGAGGCAUCGACAGGCUACAAAGUCUCACUGAUCUCCUGCUCAACAAUAACAGCUUUACUGGAACUAUACCGCCUGAAAUAGGAAACUUGACUAACCUGGAAGAUUUGUACCUGUUUCACAACAUGCUUUCUGGUGGAAUUCCAGUUGAAAUAGGAAAGCUUCAGAGGCUAAGUGAAUUAUACCUCUAUGAAAACCAGUUGUCAGGAAGUAUACCAGUAGAGUUAACAAACUGCUCCAGCUUAACGAGCGUUGAUUUCUUUGGUAAUCAGUUUUCAGGCUCUAUUCCUGUUAACAUUGGUAGGCUUAAGAAUCUUGUUGUUCUUCAGCUAAGGCAGAAUGAGUUGUCCGGUCCAAUCCCACCAAGCUUAGGCUACUGCAGUAAGCUUCAGAAACUGGCUUUAGCUGAUAACAAACUUUCAGGAUCAAUUCCACCAACUUUCAGAUUUCUCUCAGAACUGGACCUGAUUACUCUUUACAACAAUUCUUUUGAAGGUCCAUUACCUGAAUCUCUUUCCCUUUUAAAAAAUCUCAGCAUUAUUAACUUUUCUCAUAACAAGUUUAGUGGAAGCAUUUCUCCCUUAGCUGGUUCACAUUCUUUGACUGUUCUUGACUUAACAAACAACAGCUUCUCUGGUCCUAUCCCAUCUGAGCUAGCCUUGUCGAAAAACCUUACCCGUCUUCGCCUUGCUAAUAAUUUUUUCACUGGUGAACUCCCUUCUGAACUUGGACAACUUGAGGAUCUCAGGUUCCUUGAUUUGUCGUUCAACAAUCUGACCGGAGAUCUAGUACCUGCCUUUUCUGGCCUAAAAAACCUUGGUCAUUUUCUCCUUAGCUCUAAUCAAUUUUCGGGGAGAAUCCCCACUUGGUUAGGAGGCAUAGAUGGUCUUGGUGAACUUGACCUUUCAUUUAACAAUUUCACUGGAACAGUUCCAGCAGAACUAGGCAACUGUCCGCGAUUGCUCAAACUUUCUCUAAGUAGCAAUAAAUUAUCAGGUACCAUACCACCAGAAUUGGGAAAUCUCACAAGUUUAAAUGUCCUGGAUCUUCAAAGUAACAAUCUUUCUGGAUCCAUUCCUUUAACACUUCAACAAUGCAAGAAACUUUAUGAGCUAAGGCUUUCUGAGAAUAAUCUGAGUGGCUCAAUCCCUUAUGAAAUCGGCACCUUAUCCGAAUUACAAGUGAUAUUAGACCUGAGCAAAAAUCACCUUUCUGGUGAAAUUCCUUCAUCACUUGGAAAUCUUGUGAAGUUAGAAAGACUAAACCUUUCAUUCAAUCAACUUCAAGGAAAAAUCCCACCAUCACUUGAAAAGUUAUCAAGUUUGCAUAGGCUCAAUUUAUCAUAUAAUCAUUUCCAGGGCCAAAUUCCUUCCACAUUUUCAGGAUUUCCACUGAGCUCUUUCACUGGUAAUAAUAAACUAUGUGGCCCACCAUCAUUAUCCUGUUCUGAAUUAAAGGGACAAGAGACAAAGCGGCUGUCGAAUGCUGGUGUUGUAGGGAUUACUGUUGCCAUUGUGUUAACUGCCACUGUCAUAUGCAUGGUUUUGCUUUAUAUCAUGUUAAGAAUCUGGUGCAACUGGAGAAAGGUUACAAUUUCAUGUUCAGAGACUGGUGGAUUUGAGAAGAAAAAAGAAGAGGGAAAUUGGGUUUAUGGAGAAGAGAUUAAAAGUGGUAGUAAAUAUUGGAAUGUGAACAACAUGUCACCAGUUAAAUCUCCAUGUAAAGAGAAGCAAAUAUCUACAGGAACAUGCAUGUUUAACCUUAGCAAGAGUUCAUCAGAUAGAUCAGAAAGACCAUUAGUUUGAGAGUUUCUAUUUGCUUUAAUUUGCUCAUUCAUAUUUUCUUCUUUUUUUCUCUACUUUGUAUAUUUUUUUGAUGUGUUCAGAUAAUUGGUUUAAUUCAGUGGGGUUUACAUGUAAAGAGCAAUUACUUUGUGAUAACUCUACAUCAAGGAGAGAUUCAAUUGUAUGCAAUGAUAUGAUUAUGAGAGAUGUAUGUCUACCACAUUGUGAAGAAAAUGAGCAAAUCGACCGAACCGUUGCUUUCA